GUGAAUGCCAAAUGUAUGUCGAGUGCCUUUCAGCUUCACGGUGCCUGCAGGAGGAAAUGCAAACUCCCUUCAUCACACUGCUGCACUACAGGAAAUCUUCCUAACAUCUUUACUUUCCUCUCUGUUGCAGAUGACACCAGCUCAGGAAAGAACAGCCAGACACCUGAAGGCUCUAACGGAGAAUAUGAAGAUCAUUCUGGGAAGCAAUGGGUCCAGCCCAGGUUCACCCAGCCUGCAAAGAUGAGACGCAGAGUGAUCGCCCGUCCUGUCGGCAGCUCCAUCCGCCUGAAGUGUGUGGCCAGCGGCAACCCACGGCCCGACAUCACAUGGCUGAAGGACAAUAAGCCCCUCAUGCCCCAUGAGACUGGGGAGAACAAGAAGAAGAAGUGGACACUGAACCUGAAGAAUCUGAAGCCAGAGGAUAGUGGGAAAUACACAUGCCGAGUGUUUAACAAAGUUGGGGAAAUCAAUGCGACUUACAAAGUUGAAGUGAUCCAGAGAACGAGAUCCAAGCCCAUCCUGACAGGGACACACCCCGUCAACACAACGGUAGACUAUGGUGGGACCACAUCCUUCCAGUGUAAAGUCCGCAGUGAUGUCAAACCUGUCAUCCAGUGGCUGAAGCGAGUGGAGUAUGGCACAGAGAGCAAGUACAACUCUACCAUUGAUGUCGGGGGACAGAAGUUUGUUGUGCUACCCACGGGGGAGGUCUGGUCCCGUCCUGAUGGCUCCUACCUGAACAAGCUGAUGAUUACUCGAGCCAAGGAAGAAGAUGCAGGGAUGUACAUUUGCUUAGGGGCAAACACCAUGGGCUACAGUUUUCGCAGUGCUUUUCUCACAGUCCUGCCAGAUCCCAAGCCUCCGAGUGCACCUGUGCCCCCCUCCUCAGCCAGCAGCCUUCCCUGGCCUGUGAUCAUCGGCAUCCCAGCUGGAGCGGUCUUCAUCUUUGGGACAAUCCUCCUGUGGCUUUGCCAGACUAAGAAGAAACCUUGCUCCCCACCAGCUGCUGCCCCUGUGCACCGGCCGCAGCCCCGGGACAGGAUCUGUGUUUCCCAGGUCCCAGACAAAGACUGCAUCUCCUCCAUAAACUAUGAGGAAUACGUCGCUCAGCAGCAGCAUUUACUGUCCCAAGGGCCUGCGCUCGCUCCAGCCAUGGCAUCCAAAAUGUACCCAAAGAUUUACACGGACAUCCAUACCCACACCCACUCACAUGUGGAAGGCAAAGUCCACCAGCACCAGCACAUUCAGUACCAGUGCUAAGAGGGCGGCCAUGUACAGAAGCUCGUGUGGGCUUUUCCUCCUGGUACCUCAGAAGAGACUGCUCAAAGUCAGCUCGCACUGCCAGCAAUAGGCAAAGCAGACAGAAAAGAUUAUAUAUAUGAUUUUAAAUAUAUAUAUACAUAUAUAUAUAAUUGUAUAUGCGUGUGUAUGUGUGUAUAUAUAUAUGUGUAUAUAUCUAUAUCUAUCUAUAUAAAUAUAUAUAUAAUAGAGAAAGACAGAGAAAAGAGAUUUUUUUUUUUAAUUAUUGCAAUCAGGAUGUAGCCAAGGAAUAAUGAAGGAACUCCAAAUCCCAGCAGCUAGGCAGCUGUCUCCACCAGUGGAGCCUUCCUGGAUUUUUUAAGUAAGGUGGUGGCAAGUGAGACAGGAUGUAGGGAUAUAAACCACCGCCUCCUUCUGUUGCUAAAAGGAGCAAGAAAAGGUGACAUGGUGCUUUUCUAGGGCAGGCACCCCUGUUCUUGUGCUUGCUGCAUAUCAUGUGUUUUGGUGGGAAGACCCCAGACCUGUCCCAUUUAUGUGGGAGAACCUUUUCCCUUAGAAUGACUCAAGCUGUAAAGAUUUAGUUCCAAAGCACAAGGAGAAAUGACCAACUCACCUCUUCCUAAUAACACAAGGGGAAAAAAAAUGAAUUUCUGUUCCCAAAGUGAAAUGUGGAAUGUUUCUCAAGCACAGUCGUCUUGUCUAUAAUGCUAACCAAGAUGCUUGUUUCAAUUUCUUCAAGUUAAAGGCAUUGACUUCCCCCAUGGAGGAUUCUACAGAGCUAAUGUCACUGCCCUAGUCCCAGGACUCAGUGCCACUGCCAUGAAAAAGGAAGGAAGGAAAGAGGAACGUUGUACAGAACACCUUUAUAUUUAUAUUUAAGAAAUAAUAAUAAUUAAUAAUAAUAAUAAUUGAACUGCUGAUGGUGAAGAAAGCAAAACACGCUGCCCUUCUCUGAUGGCUUACGGUGACAAGCUACUGGAUUCUGUACAUCAAUGCAAGAUACAUGAGAACAUAAGGAGAAACAGAAAAAGAAAAUGAAAUAAUAAUGUUGUAGGAAAAAUUGCAUUUGAGAAAUAUUCACCAAGGUUGUGUGUGGUUGUCCCCUCCCCACAAAUAGCAUUUUGGAAAUGAUACACUUUCAUUUCAGUUUGAACAAUGGUGAAAACAGAAAUAAAAGAGAUUAAUUAAGGGCCAUAUUAAAUACCUGUAUGGACUGGAAAUUAAUCCAAAUGCAAAUACAAAACCUUUGUAAUUCUAUAUAGAGUUUAAACAGAAGUCAUGUAUAUUUAAUUUAUUUUGUUAAACAAGAAAAAAAAUGUAUGAUAUUUUCCUCAAAACUGGCAUUUCUAUGCAUAUUUUUGAUCAAAGAAAAUAAAGAUUUUUUUUUUUCCAGGUUCUAUAGA
Messenger RNA from Meleagris gallopavo (turkey), 2663 nucleotides. The record is from RefSeq and is a predicted model, not a curated record. NCBI's taxonomy places the organism in Eukaryota, Metazoa, Chordata, Aves, Galliformes, Phasianidae.